This is a messenger RNA of Macroventuria anomochaeta, 666 nucleotides long. RefSeq lists its product as uncharacterized. The record is from RefSeq and is a predicted model, not a curated record. Bases 138 to 479 code for a protein of 113 amino acids. The transcript is spliced from 2 exons. NCBI's taxonomy places the organism in Eukaryota, Fungi, Ascomycota, Dothideomycetes, Pleosporales, Didymellaceae.
AGCUUCAUCCUUUGCCCGGAACGCGCCCCGCAGACGGAGAGGGGCCCCCUGCAGCAGACCCCGCCAAAAGCAAACACCAACCCCCGCACGAAAGGAUCACGCUUCGGCUUCAGCUUGGAGGAUGUCGAUCACGACGGAUGAAACCGAAGAGAGUGACAGCGGCGCCAGCCUCCAAGAGAUGCGGGGCGACGCUAGGGCUCCUGCUCCUGCCUGGGCAUCAUUGUGAAGCUGCUGGCUUGCAUCUAACGCCUGCGACCUCUCAGACUCUCCACGAUCCCAUCUACUGUGGCGUUAUUUUACUUCUGGAUAGAGGUAAUACAUGCGUGACUGCUGCAAUGAUUGGAAACAGCAGCGAGGCCACAAGCCUUCCCAUGGUGACCCGCGCAAGCAUUCACACGCUCAUCAUCUCUUCCGUUACAGUGUUGUUCAAGACGACACUUCGUACCGUAAUAACCCACUCUCUUAUCAACAACAACUAACAAAUACGUGUACCUCGGAGUGAACCGAACCGAGACCCUGAUCAACCGACCGUUACACCGUAGCGCACACCCCUAGAAACAUCAUGUACCGGUAAUAUUUACCACGUUGUACUCCCGGCUGCACGACAUUAUCUUCCUCUAUCACGACACGAACCUUCCAGUGUUUGAUCACGAUUUUGCUGAUAAG